This is a messenger RNA of Mya arenaria, 2226 nucleotides long. RefSeq lists its product as uncharacterized. Gene Ontology annotation, molecular function: protein binding. The transcript has 11 exons. NCBI's taxonomy places the organism in Eukaryota, Metazoa, Mollusca, Bivalvia, Myida, Myidae. The coding region runs from base 52 to 1536 and encodes 494 amino acids. The record is from RefSeq and is a predicted model, not a curated record.
UGCACCAUAGUGAAAUCCAAAAGCACUUAAAUAACACAUACAUGUGUGACAAUGGCUUCAAACGGCAUUGAUGUUUAUGUAAAAUUACCAAGCGGUAAGGCGAUAGAACUGAAACAACUUCCGGCUAAUACGGUUCGCGACAUCGCACAGAAAGUAGCGGAAAUUGAAAAAGUACCGGAAAGACGAGUGAGACUUAAAUACCAGGGAAAAACUCUGGAUAAAAAUAAAACCAUUGGAUUCCUAGGGAUAUGUGCGGAGACUAUUUUGAAAGGCGAGGUACUGUUUCCGAAAGACAUUCAAAUAAGUAUAAAGCAUGCUGACACACAGCAUAUGGAAACAGUGCAAUCAACAGACACCAUGGUGGAAGUCAAAGGCAAAAUUGCCACGGCUACUGGUAUCCCAGUUGAAAGACAAACUGUAAAGACGGGUUCAGCGGUGGUAAGCAGAAUGGACGUCAUACUCGCAGAUCUUGGCCUUUCUGAUGGCACAGUUCUCACAGUUACUGAAAAACAAAAUACAACAGUUGGUUUUGACGAAGAAACUGAAGCAGUUAAUGAAGAAAUAAAAGACGAGCUAAUGAGCACCUUUGACGCCAGAGAUCGUCCUGUGGAGGUUGUGUUCUGCUUCGACACCACUGGCAGCAUGUACAGCUGUAUAGAACGGGUGAGAAGGGAUUUGCAGGAAACCUGCUCUCGGCUGCUGAGUGAGAUUCCUGGAAUCAGAAUAGGGAUAAUGGCAAACGGGGACUAUAGUGACAGCAAAGUGUACGUCGUUCGAUACGUUGACUUGACAACAAACGUUAACGAUGUAUGCAAUUUCGCCAACACGGUCCCACGCACUGGUGGUGGCGGAAAUGGCGGAGAGGCAUACGAGUGGGCGUUGCGACGCGCCCAACAACUAGACUGGUCUGAGAACAGCGCAAAGGCCCUGGUGAUGAUCGGAGACGAGCCGCCCCACCACAAGAAUUACACCGACCAACACUUGUUCUGGAUGGACGAACUUGAUGUCCUCAUUGGCAUGGGCGUCAAGGUUUAUGGAGUACAAGCUAUGUCUGAAACAGAAUCAACACCGUUCUACCAAGAGCUGUCUGACCGGUCUGGAGGAUUUUACCUCAAAAUGAAAGACUUUAAGCUUAUCACAGACAUGUUCCUAGCAGUGUGUUACCGGGAGGCGGAUGACGGGCAGCUUGAGGAAUUUGUGGAAGAAGUGGAGCGGGAGGGUCGGAUGUGCGAGGACACCAAGGAGAUGCUGGAUACUCUGGUCGACAAAGGUGCGUCUGGUUCCGAUCAGUCAUCGCCCGCCCGGAAAAUAAAACAAGAACGAUACGUUGCCCAACCCUGGUGGGACCCAAGCCUGCUGACAAAGAGGGACAAUCCAGAGUACAAAUACCAGCCCGAUGUCGACUCCUGGGUCAGAGCUGAUAGAUUUCAAACAUCUUACAGCACAAGCAGUUUUGUUUACACGAACAAUAAUGCAACGAAGAAAAAACCCAGACUUACACGAUUCCUGAAUAUAUUUAAGAAAAGCAGGGACUGAAAGUGGUCAAGCACCAAGGACUCGCCGAGAUUAGGUGUACAUGCUGCCUGAAUAACACGUGGUUCUGACUGUAUGCAGCUAUUCCAAUUUUGACUAAGGCUUGCAUUGCCUUGUUACAAUUGGUUCCUUUUACUUUAUGAGAUUGGCUCGAUUGUGAACGAGUGAACACAAUUUUUAACGUUAUAUUUUGCACAUUCAAAUCUUUACUGCUCUGGACGGUUCAUGGUUACACUUGCGAUCUGCAGUAUUUGAAACAAUAUUUGAUACAAGUGUUUCAGCUUUACUUGUUCUAUUUAAAUAUAUGAGCAUAUCAUGAAAUGUUCCACCUUUAAAAAUUAACAACGAUGUCCUUAAGCACGUUGUUAAUUUUCAUAAAGUUCUGAACAAUCGGUCCAUUGGUUAAUUGUUUAACUAGUAUCAUAAAAUAAGAUACAAAUGGCGCUAUAGGAGAAAAAUUAAUAAAUAAAUAUAUGCGUUCAAUUUUGGAACGCUUGCCGCAUGAUUGGCUGCGCAUGGCGGGCAGUACUAGUUUAUGGCCAAUGCCAAUAAAUAUCAUUAUCAAACUUAGUACUAAUGUUAGUGUGAUCUACGCAUUAUUAUUUACAAUAAAAUAAACGAAUGUUUGUUAUAAUAUGCAUUUAUUGUGAAUUGUGUGGCUUCAAAUAAAAAUAAACGAAGCAAUAAGUAUGU